This is a messenger RNA of Megalobrama amblycephala (Wuchang bream), 2807 nucleotides long. It is a transcript of the gene lsr, whose product is annotated as lipolysis stimulated lipoprotein receptor. NCBI's taxonomy places the organism in Eukaryota, Metazoa, Chordata, Actinopteri, Cypriniformes, Xenocyprididae. Gene Ontology annotation, biological process: tricellular tight junction assembly; establishment of blood-brain barrier. The transcript is spliced from 11 exons. The record is from RefSeq and is a predicted model, not a curated record. Gene Ontology annotation, cellular component: tricellular tight junction; plasma membrane. Bases 208 to 2058 code for a protein of 616 amino acids.
GUAUUGUGUUUGCUGCGGCCCGUCGAUCUCACCUGAGUUUCGGGUUACACUUCCAUACCUCUCUGCACGAGGAAAUGGAGGACGCACCUGCCUGAGAAAAACACGGCUGCAUUAUCGACACCUACUCGGACUUUCUCUACCUACUUUUGGGGAAUUUAAUGCUGGGUGUUUUUAAAACUCCUAUGUUUUAAAAGAUCUUGAGAAAAUAUGUGGCAGGGUGUCAUCUUUACCCUCUUCUUUUUCACAGGCUUCACCACAGCCGUCAAUGUGAUCUGCAGUAAGUCACGCUACGUGGUCAUAUUAUUCCAGCCCGUCACACUCCACUGUGAUUACACUACCAGCGAUACAUCUGCUCCACUGAUCACCUGGAGGUACAAGUCCUACUGCAGAGACCCGAUCCAAGCUGCUCUAAACCCCAGCAGUGCUGACAAUGCCAUCGCCAAUGCCAACCCAAACUACAACCCCAACAUAGAGUGUGCAGACAGUGCCAGGACCGUUCGCACAGUGGCUUCGAAACAAACAGCGGUCACGCUUGCGAAAGAGUACCAGGGCCGUCAGGUCAGCAUCACCAAUAAAGCAGAUCUUAACAUUGCUCAGACUGCUUGGGGAGACAGCGGUGUGUAUCUCUGUUCAGUCUCCUCAGCCGUGGACCUUUCAGGGAAUGGCGAGUGUUUUACAGAGCUCAUUGUACUUGAGAGAAAGUCAAAUACUACAGACCUGCUGCCUGGCAUUGAUUUACUGAUCAUGGAAGACUGGUUGUUAGUGGUGUUGGUGGUCCUGGGCUUCUUGUUGCUGUUGCUCCUGAUUGGUAUCUGCUGGUGUCAGUGUUGCCCUCACACCUGCUGCUGUUACGUCAGGUGCCCCUGCUGCCCGGAGCGCUGCUGCUGUCCUCGAGCCUUAUAUGAGGCCGGUAAAAUGGCAAAGUCUGGUGUCCCCAGUCAGUAUGCACCCACCCUCUAUGCCCCAAGUAUGUACGGACAGCCAGCUUAUGGAGCAGCACCAGGCAUACCCAUGCUCCCUAUGCCGAUGGGCGUCGCUGGUCCUCCCUCCAAUGGCUACGGCAGAGACUACGACGGGGCCAGCUCAGUUGGCCAAGGAUCUCAAGUGCCGUUGUUGCAAGACCACGAUGGUGGAGGAACCCGUAGUGGAUACCGUGUUCAGGCUGACCACGAUGGAAACCCAACACGGGUGCUGUACUACAUGGAGCGUGAACUGGCCAACCUCGACCCCAGUCGCCCAGGGAACACUCCAGGCAAAUACAGUCGUCUGGAUGGUAUGAGCGAGGUGAGCUCACUUCACGACGGUCCAGACUCUCGAAAUCGCGGUCGGGCCAGACCACCUCAGCUUACCACGGUGUACGAUGAUGUGGACGAGAAUAUGAGCACCAUCAGCAGCGUCUCUCAGCACGUCCGACGGGACGAGCACAGGCGUGGAGCUGACAAUCGAGGACGCGCACGCUCCAUGGAACACUUAGACGAUGUUGGCCGCAAUUACAGAGACCGUGAUGACUAUCUUCCCACUCGCCGAGACGGUGGGGCCAGGGGCGGCAGAAGAGGUUCGGAUGACGAAUGGAGUAGCAGCGGACGAGGAAACGACCGCGCCUUUGAUGACCGCCGACCCCGUAAUUACUCUCCUGAUAGUCGUCCUCGUCGUGGAGACUCCUUCCGUGGGCCUGGUUUUCAGGGCCGCCGCGCCCUUAGUCGUGAUGACCUGAUGGAUCUGGAGCGUGAUCGUGGCCGCGGAGGCCGGGACGCGUACGAUGACAGCUUCCUGAGGGAGGCCAUGGAAAAGAAGAAGUUAGGCGAACAGCAGAGAGGCCGCAGCCGCGAGAGGCUCGACAGCGAGAGCGACCGUUCUGACCGCUACAGGGGGCCGCGUGGGGGACCGCCACCUCUGCCGCUCGCCCCACCCUCUGGAAACCCUGAUCGCCGUGGCAACCAUAGCAACUUCCCACCUCUGCCCCCUCCCUACACUGACGACAGUGACAGUUUAGCAUCAUCCAAAAAGAGCAACUUAAAAAAGAAUGGAGCUGUGAGCAGAGAGAGUCUGGUGGUGUGACACAGCAGUGUGUAUGUCUCUGAAGCAGCUGUGUGUGUUUCCUCUGCUUUUUCACAACACUUGUGUGUGUGUUUUUGAGUUUUAUGUUGAUUGCUAAGAAGAAUUUUUGUUGAUAUUCAAACGUCUUGUAUUUUUAUGGGAUAUUUUUAAUGAUAAUAACUGUAUAGCCAUAUAGUUUCGAUUAUUUCACUGUUAUGUAGGCUUGUUUAUGAACAUGAAAUAGCAGAUUAUAAGCAUUUUUUAUGAUUUGUUUCCUGCCAUGAACAUUUUUUUGAAAACUGGCAUCAGCAGUUAUUUUUAAUUGUGCAUAUGUCUGUCUCUGUAUAUGAAUGCGUUUUUAAUAGAUGUUCAUUUGUGAAAUGGAAAAAAAGAUGAACAUUUGAGCCUUUUAGGUUUUCAGGUGUGGAUUUUUAGUCAUUGUAAUGUAACAAAGAAAUGAUCUUUGUAUGGACUGAAAUUCUCUUAUUGUGUUUGAGGCAUCAUGCAGUUUCUGCAAGUGGGUGAUUAUAUAAUGCAUUUUUUUUUUUUUUUUUUUUUAAACAAACAUUAUGCACAUUUACAAAUGCAAGAACUAUGAAAUACCCCUGAAUGUGCUUUUUUUUCUCUUUUUUUUUUUUUAAAUGUGUUUUUAUUUUAUACAUAUGUUUAAUACUUACUCUAAUCUGAGGUUUGGUCAUACAUUCGUUUGUCAUUUUGCUAUUUUUGUACAGUUCUGGAAUGUCAAUUUUCAAUAAAGCUUUUCUAUUGUA